Morone saxatilis (striped sea-bass) is the source of this 3525-nucleotide messenger RNA. RefSeq names its product SH3 and cysteine-rich domain-containing protein 2-like. The record is from RefSeq and is a predicted model, not a curated record. Gene Ontology annotation, molecular function: protein binding. The transcript has 10 exons. The coding region runs from base 366 to 1508 and encodes 380 amino acids. Gene Ontology annotation, cellular component: extrinsic component of cytoplasmic side of plasma membrane. NCBI's taxonomy places the organism in Eukaryota, Metazoa, Chordata, Actinopteri, Moronidae. Gene Ontology annotation, biological process: skeletal muscle contraction; positive regulation of voltage-gated calcium channel activity; positive regulation of protein localization to plasma membrane.
AGUGGAUGAGAGAGAGGAGGCAGCGGAGAGAAGUGGACCUGCACCGGCUGCUGGAUAUAUCUCUUCCACCGGAUAAGUCAUCAUCAGUUAUCGGGUCUUUCUGCUCCAGUUUAAGGUCUUAAAACAAAGAAGGCGGCGGAAACACCGUGUUAUCAGCUACUUAAACGCUAGAUUCCCUGAUGGAUGCUGCCGGUGAAAGAUGACUUGACAGUUAAAACUCGCUCUACCUCUUCGCAUGAGACACCGUAGCGAUGGUUCAACCCCUGUGCGCAUAGCUCUCUCCCCUCGUUGCUCUGCCACCGUGGACUUACCGAUUGGGUUCAGUAUUUGCCGUUGAAGGAGCCCUUGUUGUCUCUGAGACCGAGAUGACGGAAAUCAGCGAAAAGGAGAACGAACCACAAAACCGGGACCUGCACCGACCGCAUGCUACAGUUCCCAGCCAUCCCGAAUCAAAGUUGCAGCGGUUGAAGCGCUCCCUGUCCUUCAAAUCAGUCAUGCGCAGCAAGAGUGUGGACAACUUUUUCCAGCGCAGUAACGGCGAAUCCCGCCCUCCCUCAGCCCUCAUCACCACACCCCCUCCCCCGCCAUCAUCGCCUCCCCCCUUCUCUGAAUCCCCCCUGGCCUACGAGCGCUCUCCCUCCCAUUCCCCGUCUGUCAGUCCAAACCCCUCAUUGUCAUCACACUCGCCUUCUGUCAGUCCCUCGCUGUCCGUGACUUCCAAAACCCAGCUAAAGUCUCAGGCCCAGCCGGUGCAGCCGGUCAAGACCCACUGUUUCCAAGAGCACGUCUUCCGUAGGCCUACCAGCUGCCAGCAGUGCAAACACAUGAUCCAAGGGAACUCCAAGCAGGGGCUGCGUUGUAAAGCCUGUAAGAUGGCGGCCCACCUCUGGUGCUCGUCUGAGCUCUCCCAGCAGCCCUGUAAUGGGAAGACGGGAGCUUUCAAGAGAAACUUCAGCUCUCCUCUGCUAACCACUGAAGUGUUGGGUGUGGUCAGAGAGGCUCCUGCUGCACAGGAGGCAGAUAAUGGCAUUGUUGACCCCGUGUAUGAAGCACUGCGCUAUGGGACGUCGCUGGCUCAGAUGAGUCGCUCCAGCUUCAGCAGUAUCUCAGAGUCACCGUGUCAUGAGGUAGUGCCCAAGCGCAUUGAAGUUCACUCCAUCCACACCUAUGUGGCUCUCUACAAGUUCCUGCCUCAGGAGAAGAACGACUUGGAGCUACAGCCUGGUGACAGAGUUCAAGUCACAGAUGACUCCAAUGAGGACUGGUGGAAGGGGAAAAGCAGAGACAUGGUGGGAUUGUUCCCGGCCAACUUUGUGCAGCGGGUUCGCCCUGGUGAGCGUGUGUGGAAGGUCACCGCUGGUUUCCAUGGCAACCGAGACAAAGGCCAGAUGACUGUAAAAGAGGGCCAGAUCUGUGUGGGGAAGAACGAGGAGAUUGACGGUUUCCUCCGGCUGAGCAGCGGGAAGAAGAGAGGCUUGGUCCCUGUGACGUGUCUGCUAGAAAUAUGAUGGCGGCGCUCUUCUCUUUGACCCUCAGUUUGACAAAGAAGUUCACUACGAUGGAGGAAUACUCAGGAGUGUUUACCCAACACCUCACUGACCGCCAACCACCCACCUCCACCCCCUCCCGAAAAGUGGCAGUGAUUUAGCAGCUUGACGUGGACGACCCACAACUUUGCUUUUACCUGCAGACGAUUUUAAGAGGUUAAGACUUAAAGGAGGGGACGGGGAGGGGGCUCCUUCAGAGUUCUUUAAAGCUACUUUUUCCUGUAGCACAACUUUACUUUGUGUGGUUUUAUACACACUCACAACAGAAAUGUAGCACCGUGUUGAAGAGGAUAGUGUGCAGGAAGUCUGGCUACCUCACUAGCCAUUUCCAUUGGCCACCUGUCUGCGAAAAAUAGGAGAGGACUACCUUACUAUGAUGUCAAGGCGUGUCCAAGCCUAAGGGACUUUGUGAGCAAACUGUCUUCAUUUCAUUGUUUGUGUGUUAGAGAAAAACAAGACAUAAGAGAUUGUGACAGAUUGUAGCUGUUUAUCGUAGUGGCUUGUGCAAACACUUUUUGGUUGGUUGUUCAAAACCCUGGACAGAUUAGGUUUAAUAGAUUCAGAUAAGGGUGACGAUCUGGUUUUAUAUGUGCAAACAUGCACCUCACAAUGUACACACGUCCACUGUUGUAAUAUGGAUUCAUGAUGUGCAUAUGUGUCACAAAAUGAUUCAGGUAUUACAUUGUGUGUAUGUAAAGACAACAACAAAAACAAAGUCUCUCUCUGCUACAUCUUGGUCAAAUGAAAGUCACAAUAACACACACAGACAAACACACACACACACAUACACACACGUACACAAUCAUAGUGGGGUUUCUGUAUUUCAGACUGCUCUCCAGUGAUUAGAUUACUGUACAUUUGUGCUCUUCACAGUUCUGAUGUGACAAAUGCUUUCCAUGCACCUUGGGGAGCUUCUUUCUCAGUAUGCCCUUCAAUCACUCUUUACACACACUAACACACAAAGAUUUUUAUAGUCCACUCUGUUCCACUCUAAAAUCCACCACUGGAAUCUGCUUCCUGUCAUUAUAUUCUCAGCAGUGUUUAUCUGUAUGUAAUGUCCUGUAAUAUUCGCUGUCACAUCUGGUUGUGUACUAUGACAUGAGGAUGGUGCGCUGUCUUUGACUUUCUAAUGUGUUUUCUUUUUCUUGCAUGAAGGAGUAGAGCAAAGAAAUACUGUAAUUCAGGAUGAUGGAUAAAAAAACCAAACUCAGCGUUGUUUGUCAAAAACAGUGGUGAAGGCUGUCAAACUUUCAGUCUCUCAGAGGGUCAUGUUCCAAACUUAAGCUGUCAAAGAUUUGAUGACUGGCUAAUGUUUCUCCCAGCACACAUGAUUCAUUUUGAGUAACUCUGAGGGAAAGGCAAAAUCACCACACACCAUUUGAUUUAUUGCUCUGUCAUUAUAAACCAUAAGGCAGUGACAAACUGCCUUUGUUGUGGCAAUAACUGUAAAUAAAAAUAUGACAGUAUUUGUAAAUAGCCUUAUAAAGAUACUGUAUAUAUUGGUUCUGAAUAGCACCCUGACCAAGAGGUUUGCAGCUAUCCAGGAGCCAACAAAGGGCAUUAACUUCACAGUAAUAAAUUACAGGAGAUUAUGGUUUAUUGUCCCAAUUACCAAUGUAUGCAUCAUUUUGCUCAAUUAACAUCUAGCCCUGUCAGCACAAAUCUUUUCAAAUACUAUGCACAACAGUUCUAGUCACUCACUUUAUUUUGUACUCCGCUUAUUUCCAGCGUAGCCACAAACACACACGUGUCAGUGUAUACCUGUGCUUUUGCAAAGAUUUGAAUUUGGACUCCAGCUUUGGGAGUACUGCAGCUUUUACAGAGCAUCCAUCUUGAAUCAGUCUGCACCAUACUAAUCCUAAACAUUACGUUCACUGGCUAGAACCAAGAUUGGCUCAGGAUCAGUAUUACCCAGGUGAAAUACCUUUCCCACCUCAGUGCACACUAACAGGCUAGUUCUUUGCAUGGCUAGCUGCCC